CAUGUAUAUAAAGCAAAACCACUAAAUUUUACUCUCUUUGAACCUCGACACUGAACGUGGAAAGAGAAAAGGGGAUUAGGGUUGUAGGAAGCGCUAAUGGAUUUGACAGCGGAGAAGAAGGAAUCAGAGAGCAACAUGAACCAUAACUCCGAAAUCGCAGACUCUCCCUCUCAGCUUGCACCUGAUGCCAACAACUACUGUAACGAAGAAGCCGAAGAGCGACAAGCACGUGACCUCAAAGCUGGCCUUCACCCCUUAAAGCACAAAUUUGUAUUUUGGUACACGCGGCGAAGUCCAGGAGUUCGAACUCAAACAUCAUAUGAGGACAACAUAAAGAAAAUUGUUGAUUUCAGUACGGUUGAAGGAUUUUGGGUUUGCUAUUGCCAUCUUGCUCGUCCUUCUACUUUGCCUAGUCCAACAGAUCUGCACCUUUUCAAAGAAGGAAUUCGUCCUCUAUGGGAGGACUCUGCUAACUGCAAUGGUGGUAAAUGGAUUAUACGAUUCAAAAAGGUUGUCUCAGGUCGUUUUUGGGAAGACCUGGUUCUUGCCUUAGUUGGUGACCAAUUGGAUUAUGGGGAUAACAUAUGUGGUGCAGUACUAAGCAUUCGUUUCAAUGAGGAUAUAUUGAGUGUCUGGAAUCGCAAUGCAUCUGAUCAUCAGGCUGUAAUGGCUCUGAGAGAUUCAAUCAAGCGUCACUUGAAGCUUCCUCACAGCUAUGUUAUGGAGUACAAGCCCCAUGAUGCUUCUCUGCGUGACAAUUCAUCUUAUAGAAACACUUGGUUGAGAGGCUAGACACACUACUGUGUUCUUGUCAAUGUCCCUGCUGCGGGUACGUUGAUGUUGGGAGUUCAUGGGCUGGUUUGUCUUUUAAAUUCAAGUAGGACAGCAACAUUGACUGGAUCAUUUCUUUACUGGGGCUUCACUGAUUUUAUGCUAUGUAUCACAACUUGUAAAUAAUGUUGCUUCUGUUGCAUUUCACCAUGAUGCUGGAGAGAAGCAAGACUUCUUCAUGCAGAUGAUAGGCAUUUUUAGUUUAUGAACUUCGAGAAGUAUUAUGAGGGUCUAUCACUAAAUUUGGCUAUUUAACAUACGGAAAAAGAAAGCAGUAGAUGAGACUGGAGCGUCUUUGAUUUGCGUCA
Molecule: messenger RNA, 1139 nt
Organism: Lotus japonicus
Lineage: Eukaryota; Viridiplantae; Streptophyta; Magnoliopsida; Fabales; Fabaceae
Product: eukaryotic translation initiation factor NCBP
Exons: 6
Coding region: 97-792 (231 amino acids)
Biological process (GO): translational initiation
Cellular component (GO): eukaryotic translation initiation factor 4F complex; cytoplasm
Molecular function (GO): RNA 7-methylguanosine cap binding; translation initiation factor activity
Source: RefSeq, a predicted model, not a curated record